Sipha flava (yellow sugarcane aphid) is the source of this 486-nucleotide messenger RNA. RefSeq lists its product as uncharacterized. Lineage: Eukaryota; Metazoa; Arthropoda; Insecta; Hemiptera; Aphididae. The coding region runs from base 1 to 486 and encodes 161 amino acids. The record is from RefSeq and is a predicted model, not a curated record. The transcript has a single exon.
AUGCCCAAUUGCGAUUGGGGCCGUCCAUGUUGUUGUAGCGACUGUACCUCGAUAACAUACAUUAAAAAAUGUUCACAUUGCGAUAUUGAGACUACUGAUUUGAUCGGGGUUUCGAAUUACACAGUUGAUCAUAAAGGUAUGUCUGGUUAUGAUAAAAAAGCUUUGUGCAAAACCUGUCAUGAAAAAUGGUCAGAAAAACAAAAAUCUAUGGAAUUAAAAAAACAACAACGACGAAAAAUCGAGGAUGAAAAAAGACGUGAUUUUAUGAAUCAUUUGGAGCGAUCGCAACAAACAAACGAUGGUCAAAUGGUUCCGAUCAAACAAUUGUACCGAAAACUGGGUGUAGAAUCGUCAGGACGUUUCAACGACAGCUUUGUGAGCAGAUUACCGAUAAAAUUUAAAAAAAUAAAAAAUAGAUACUAUUGUUAUAAAACUGUCGUGGAUAAUUUUAAUAUUGAAUUAUAUAAUAAAUAUAAAUCUGCAUAA